GCGAGCAAGGGGCGGCACGGCACGGCGGGCACGCUCACGUAGUGGGUCGGGCGGGCGUCCGUGGCGUCCCGCGCCUCGGUGCAGGCCCCGCCCCGCGCCUCAGGACCGGCGGGGCCGGGCGCAUCCCGCGGCGGUGGCGGAGGCGGGCGCAAGAUGAUGAAGUUUCGGUUCCGGCGGCAGGGCGCCGACCCGCAGCGCGAGAAGCUCAAGCAGGAGCUCUUCGCCUUCCACAAGACUGUGGAGCAUGGCUUCCCCAAUCAACCCAGCGCCUUGGCCUUCGAUCCCGAGCUUCGCAUCAUGGCUAUCGGCACCAGGUCUGGGGCUGUCAAGAUCUAUGGUGCACCUGGAGUGGAAUUUACAGGCUUACAUCGGGAUGCAGCCACCGUCACCCAGAUGCAUUUCCUGCCUGGUCAGGGCCGCCUCCUGACCCUGCUAGAUGACAGCAGCUUGCAUCUGUGGGAGAUCAUCCAUCAUAACGGCUGUGCCCACCUGGAGGAAGGGCUCAGCUUCCACCCACCCAGCAGGCCCAGUUUUGACAAUGCCAGUUUCCCUACCAGUCUAACCCGCGUCACUGUGGUCCUGCUGGCUGCUGGCAACACAGUGGCCCUGGGAACCGAGAGUGGUAACAUAUUCUUCCUGGAUGUAGCCACCCUGGCACUGCUGGAAGGGCAGACUCUCAGCCCAGAUGAAGUUCUGCGCAGUGUGCCAGAUGACUAUCGGUGUGGAAAGGCCUUGGGCCCUGUGGAGUCACUCCAGGGACAUCUGCAAGACCCCAGCAAGAUCCUCAUAGGCUAUAGUCGGGGCUUACUGGUCAUCUGGAGCCAGGCCACACAGUCUGUGGAACACGUUUUCCUGGGUAACCAGCAGCUGGAGAGCCUGUGUUGGGGCCGUGGGGGCAGCAGCAUUAUCAGCUCACACAGUGAUGGCAGCUAUGCCAUCUGGUCCACAGACACUGGCAGCCCCCCAACGCUGCAGCCCACUAUAGUGACCACACCCUAUGGCCCCUUCCCCUGCAAGGCCAUCAACAAGAUUCUGUGGCGGAGCUGUGAGUCGGGAGACCACUUUAUCAUCUUCAGUGGUGGCAUGCCUCGAGCCAGCUAUGGUGACCGCCAUUGUGUGAGUGUACUGCGAGCAGAGACACUGGUGACUCUAGACUUCACCUCCCGUGUCAUUGACUUCUUCACAGUGCACAGCACACAGCCAGAGAAUGAAUUUGACAACCCCCAGGCCCUAGCUGUGCUUCUGGAGGAGGAGCUGGUGGUGCUGGACCUGCAGACACCAGGCUGGCCAGCUGUGCCUGCUCCUUACCUGGCCCCACUGCAUUCGUCAGCUAUCACCUGCUCUGCCCAUGUUGCCAACGUCCCCAGCAAGCUGUGGGCCCGCAUUGUAAGUGCUGGUGAGCGGCAGAGCCCACAGCCUGCCUCCAGUGCCUUGAGUUGGCCCAUUACCGGGGGCCGGAACUUGGCCCAGGAACCCUCGCAGCGUGGGCUGUUGCUGACUGGCCAUGAGGAUGGCACUGUGCGGUUCUGGGACGCCUCUGGUGUGGCGCUGAGGCCACUUUACAAACUGAGCACAGCUGGCCUCUUCCAGACGGACUGUGAACAUGCUGACAGCCUGGCUCAGGCUGUGGAGGAUGACUGGCCACCCUUCCGCAAGGUGGGCUGCUUUGAUCCCUACAGUGAUGAUCCCCGGCUGGGAAUCCAGAAGGUUUCGCUUUGCAAGUACACAGCCCAGAUGGUGGUGGCUGGCACUGCAGGCCAGGUUCUGGUGCUGGAGCUCAGUGACGUCCCAGCAGAGCAUGCCGUCAGUGUGGCCAACGUGGAUCUUCUUCAGGAUCGAGAGGGCUUCACGUGGAAGGGCCAUGAGCGGCUGAGCCCACACACAGGCCUGUUGCCUUGGCCUGCUGGAUUCCAGCCCCGCAUGCUGAUACAGUGCCUGCCACCCGCUGCUGUCACUGCUGUCACACUCCAUGCUGAGUGGAGCCUUGUGGCCUUUGGUACCAGUCAUGGCUUUGGCCUUUUUGACUACCAGCGCAAGAGCCCUGUGCUAGCCAGGUGUACCCUUCACCCCAAUGACUCUUUGGCCAUGGAGGGGCCGCUGUCACGUGUGAAGUCCCUCAAGAAGUCACUGCGACAGUCAUUCCGGCGAAUCCGCAAGAGCCGCGUUUCAGGCAAAAAACGGGCUCCUACUGCCAGUAGCAAGUUGCAGGAGGCCAAUGCACAGCUGGCAGAGCAGUCCUGCCCACACGACUUGGAGAUGACGCCUGUGCAGCGCCGCAUCGAGCCUCGGUCUGCUGAUGACUCCCUUUCUGGUGUUGUACGCUGCCUCUACUUUGCUGACACAUUCCUUAGAGAUGCGACCCACCAUGGGCCCACCAUGUGGGCAGGUACCAACUCGGGCUCUGUAUUUGCCUAUGCGCUGGAGGUUCCAGCAGCCACAGCAGGUGGUGAAAAGCGGCCUGAGCAGGCAGUGGAGGCUGUGCUGGGCAAGGAGGUACAGCUAAUGCACCGAGCACCUGUGGUGGCCAUUGCUGUGUUGGAUGGUCGUGGCCGUCCACUGCCUGAGCCCUAUGAGGCUUCCCGGGACCUGGCACAGGCGCCUGACAUGCAGGGUGGGCAUGCUGUGCUCAUUGCAUCUGAAGAACAAUUCAAGGUGUUCACACUACCCAAGGUGAGUGCCAAGACUAAAUUCAAGCUGACAGCCCACGAAGGCUGUCGUGUGCGGAAGGUAGCCCUGGCUACAUUUGCCAGUGUGAUAUCUGAAGACUAUGCUGAGACCUGCCUUGCCUGCCUCACCAACCUGGGUGAUGUCCACGUCUUCUCAGUGCCCGGCCUGAGGCCUCAGGUGCACUACUCCUGUAUUCGGAAGGAGGACAUCAGUGGCAUCGCUUCCUGUGUCUUCACACGCCAUGGUCAGGGCUUUUACUUGAUUUCUCCAUCGGAAUUCGAGCGCUUCUCACUGAGUGCUCGAAAUAUCACAGAACCACUCUGUUCUCUGGAUAUAAGCUGGCCCCGAAAUGCCACCCAGCCCAGUCACAAGCUUCAAGAAUCACCCAAGCUGAGCCAGGCUAAUGGGACCAGAGACAUCAUUCUGGCCCCAGAGAGCUGUGAAGGAAGCCCUUGCUCUGCCCACAGCAAGAAAGCUGAUACCACAGAACCACCAGAGGCCACACUCUCGCCUGUGUCCAUUGACUCAGCUGCUAGUGGGGAUACAAUGCUGGACACAACAGGGGAUGUCACCGUGGAAUAUGUGAAGGAUUUCCUGGGCUCUCCUGAGGACUCUGAGAAGAACCUGCGGAAUCUGGGAGCAGAUGAUGCUUGUCGGGGCUACACCCUUCUGAUUAAAUGAGGUGCUGUGGGGCAGCCUGGCCUUACCACACAGCAGCUGCCAUCCCUCACUCCAGCUGGAGCCUUGGCAAGCUUCUAUAAUGGUGGUGUUCUUGGAAGCCUAGUUGCCUUCCUCUGGCUGCCAGGCAUAGGGGACCUGCAGUCAUGAUUAGCAGUUCAGUGCUAGAGAGGCCCUGGCCUGUCAGCAUUGAAAUCCUGUGCAUGUAGAAGGACACUUCAGACCCUGUGGGUGUAGAUGCUCUCAUCCUGUUCACAGAGCCUAUUUCACAGGAGAGUCACUGAGGCCGAUAGGUCCUGCCUAUUGAGCCAGCACAUGGACCUUAUGUGUCCCUACCUUAUCUUGCUAUGGACCCAGCCUAGUUGGAGACUGGAGCUCUCUGGACCUUAGUAUAGUAGCUAGUGCCUCUGCAGCCUACAUUGGGCAUAGAUAACUAACCAUACCUUCUUCUACUUGGUACCCUCCUAGAUCCCCAGCAAGCCCAUCUCAGGCUGUCACUGAAAGGGCCUGCUUACCCUGCAGGCAGGAACGACUUGGGUUUGCUACCCUUAGUCAUCACCACCAUCUGUCUGUCUUGCCUAGCCCCUUCACAC
Molecule: messenger RNA, 3938 nt
Organism: Mastomys coucha (southern multimammate mouse)
Lineage: Eukaryota; Metazoa; Chordata; Mammalia; Rodentia; Muridae
Gene: Llgl1
Product: LLGL scribble cell polarity complex component 1
Exons: 22
Coding region: 154-3348 (1064 amino acids)
Biological process (GO): cortical actin cytoskeleton organization; establishment of spindle orientation; regulation of establishment or maintenance of cell polarity
Cellular component (GO): cortical actin cytoskeleton; plasma membrane; cytoplasm
Molecular function (GO): myosin II binding; GTPase activator activity
Source: RefSeq, a predicted model, not a curated record